Messenger RNA from Closterium sp. NIES-67, 2741 nucleotides. NCBI's taxonomy places the organism in Eukaryota, Viridiplantae, Streptophyta, Zygnematophyceae, Desmidiales, Closteriaceae. The record is from the annotation of a GenBank genome assembly.
GAACAGAAGGAAAAGCGUCAGCACACCCAGACCAUUCUAUGGCAUUGUUCAGAGACUAUUCUAGUCACUAGCAUUUUAUCUUCGCAAGCUAAUCUGAGUCGACUCUAAAAGUCGCGAAGACGGGUUUUUGUGGCGUAUCGGUGUGUUGGCCUGAAGCUUGCUAGCCCUUGUCUGGUUGUUUACACAGCCGCAUUUUAUUUCAGGGCAUGAGUAAAUUUUUAUUGCGUCGAGUCCCUAAAGCCUCUAAUAACCUCUAGGGCCUCAGCGGUGCUCCCAUAACGGCUCAGAUAGCCGACAUUCCGUCGCAUUCCGUCGUCAAUAAAGACUAGUGUUGAAGGCUGGAUGAUAUCUGAUCGCUAAGCGCGACGUCCGUCCAGCAACGUCCGUCCAUAUUCACGUGGAAAAGUGAUCUACUUAGUGAAACGAUCUCCGUCGGACGAAGCGUAAAAUAGGACCAGAUGGCUUCGCGUUCCCUGCUCCUAGGAGCGAGUCCAAUCUCAGUCCCUAAUGUCCCAGCUCAAAGUCGGCAUGUUAGGAGUGAGGCCGCUGGACGAGACUCCUGCGAUAGGCAAGUUUCUGGCCUGCGAGUAAUUCAUGGAAGCUCGUUUCUUGGAUCGGCUCCUCGGCUGAAGGUCUCGGCUGUUCCAGGAAGGAAGAGCGCUGCAGGCGGGCGAUGCAGAGCCGCAGCGGAGAAUGGCCAGCAGGCGGGAGCAGAGGACCCGGAGAAGGAGGAACUGAAGAAGUUUGAGAAGGCUCUGCUUGAGAAGAAGUCCAACGAGCUCGCUGAUAGAAUCGCCAGCGGAGAGUUCACAGUGGCAUCUAGAAGAGUGGACCGUUUAGGCUGGCUUCGUCGUUCCUUGGCGAACUUGGGACCGCCAGGCCGGCCGGUAGCCAUGUUUCUGGCGACUGAGGAAAGGAGGUGGCGGGCCAUGGUGAAUGCAAGCAUGCCGGAAGCUCGUGGCGACAUACGCGCUAUAAUCGGGCAGCCGUUUUUCGUACCGCUUUUCAGCCUGUAUCUUGUUUAUGGCGGGGUUUUCCGCCUGUCGUUUGGCCCAAAGAGGUUUGUGAUUGUAUCGGAUCCCGUUGUGACGAAGCACAUUCUCAGGGACAACGCCAGAUCGUACUCUAAGGGGAUCCUGUCUGAGAUUCUCGACUUCGUGAUGGGUCAGGGGCUCAUUCCCGCCGAUGGCGAGGUGUGGGUCACUCGCCGCCGCACCGUUGCCCCUGCGCUGCACAGAAAGUACGUGAGCGCCAUGGUGUCGCUAUUCAGUGAGUGCUCUCAGCGGCUGUGCGACAAGCUGGAGAGAGCGGCAGAGAAGGGCGAGGUGGUGGAGAUGGAGUCUCUGUUCUCCCGCAUGACCCUGGAUGUCAUCGGCAAGGCCGUUUUCAACUACGAGUUCAACUCACUCUCCAAGGACACUGGGAUAGUGGAGGCGGUGUAUGUGACACUAAGGGAAGCUGAGGUGCGCAGCACAGCGCUGUUCCCCUACUGGAAGAUCCCGCCCCUGCGAGUGGUGAUGCCCAGCCAGCGCAAGGUGUCGGACGCCCUGAAGCUCAUCAACAGCACACUGAACGAGCUGAUCGCAGAAUGCAAGAAAAUGGUGGAAGCAGAGGAUGUGGAGUUUUUCGAGGAGUACUUAAACAAGGAGGACCCCAGCAUCCUGCACUUUCUGGUGGCAUCGGGGGAUGACGUCACGAGCAAGCAGCUGAGGGACGAUCUGAUGACCAUGCUGAUUGCGGGGCAUGAGACGUCUGCUGCCGUGCUCACAUGGGCGUUCUACCUCCUGGCGCAGCACCCUGCAGCGAUGGAGAAGCUGCAGGCAGAGGUGGACUCGGUGCUGGGCGACAGGCAGCCGGCCAUCGACGACUUCAAGAAGCUGCGGUUCACAACGAGGGUGAUCAACGAGGCCAUGCGGCUGUACCCGCAGCCACCCGUGCUCAUUCGGCGGGCGCUGGAGGAUGACGUGCUCGGAGGAUACCCUAUCAAACAGGGUCAGGACAUUUUCAUCUCGGUGUGGAAUCUGCACCACAGCCCCGAGCUGUGGCAGGAUGCAGAGGACUUUCGGCCUGAGAGGUGGCCGCUUGACGGGCCCGACCCGAACGAAGUCACAGAGAACUUCAGCUACCUGCCUUUUGGCGGCGGCCAGCGCAAGUGCAUAGGGGAUGUCUUUGCAACCUUUGAAGUCACCACAGCAGUGGCGAUGCUGGCCCGGCGGUUCAACUUCAGCCUCGCACCUGGUGCUGAAGCGGUGGGCAUGACCACAGGAGCCACCAUCCACACCACCAACGGCCUUCUGAUGACUGUAUCCCGCAGAACCCCCCCACCUGCUGAGCCCACACCUGCCACUGGUACUGCUGCUGCUAUCUCAGAAGCUGCUGCUGUUGUCCCCGAGAUUGCUGUUGUGGCUGUGGCGAAUGGAACAGCUGCAAAUGCAGGUGUCGCUGGGGUGGCAGGAGGGCACGAGGUGGGAACUGCUGCUGAAAGCACUGUGGCAGCCUGAGUUACUGUACUCAAUCCCUGUUGAAGUGAGAGAGACCCGAAAGGCUUCACAGGUUUCUGAAACCAUGGGCACAGUGCACGAAUGCGAUGCUGUAUUUUUUGCUUGAAUGAUUACUCAACAAGCACUUUGUCUAUGUUGCAGGCGUAUGCACAGAUUAGAUGUGUUGUACAUGCUAAUUGCUACAUCCAUUGGAAUUGUCAUGUCAAUAGCGGGGACUAGGUGUAUCAACAAAGGGUUUUU